AUGGAUUCGACCGUUUCCUCCCAGGGUCAGCCAAGUAAGCGUUUAGCUUGCAACCGAUGUCACCAGCAGAAACUACGCUGUCAUCGAAAUUUGCUCCCUGGGCGACCAUGUGCUCGUUGUGAGAAUGCAGGCACAGAAUGCAGAUUUGAGCCGCCCUUGCGUCCGGGUAGACCUAGUUCGCGAUGCAAAGUACAGGGUCUGCAAAAAUCUGCAAAAGACACCGAAACGGUAAUUGCAAACAGCGAUCAACUCAACUAUGCUUCGAGGCAUCACACCCCUUCUGUUGGGCGACAGGAUAUAGACGUGGACUUGGAAGGCUUGGGGGAUUCAACUAGAUGCGAUAACGCGGAAACCGCAGGUUCGUUCUUACCAUUGACCUUCGCCGCAGGCUACGUUUCAUGCAUUCUGACGCCAGCAGCGAUCGAUUCUAUGAAUCUUUUGUACGGCUCUCCAUAUCCUGAUCCAGAUGGCUCAACCGAUCCAGCUCUACUCUUUGUCGAUUUACCUACAAAUCACGACUGGAUGCAACUACCUAUAUCAGAGCCAACUAUUCAUCAAGUCGAACCACACUCCGUGCCUCAAGCCAGCCUGCAGCCUACGCCUCCAUCUUCCGGCCCCUCAAGGGCAUUGCCAUCCCCGCCUCAGCCCACUACAGCAGCGACUGGUUGCGCAAUAUAUCGUCUGGUGGAGCUCACCAAGACACUUUAUGAGUGCUAUUCAGCUCUACUACAUCAAUCACCGAAUAAUACAGGGUCUGCCAGGAGUACAUAUUUUGAGCAAGGAGGAGACCCGGCGCUCGUCGAUCCGACGUCCCGAAUCGACAAAAUCUUUUCCCUGACCCAGUCAUUAGCCGAGACUCUUAAUGGCAUUAUUAAUCAUUGUCCCUACACCAGAGCCACAGAUUUAUCGGCGGCAAAUCCUCCAGGGCCAGACACACCAACGAUCCUCAUGACACUCUCAUGUUAUGUCCGACUUUUGCACAUCUACAACUCGCUUUUCAGGUCCGCUAAAACGUCGAAGAUUCUCCAAACUCAUCCAGGCAGCCAGUCCGCGUCCACUUCUUCUGAGUCAAUUCAAAACCCCGUUCACUUCCAAAUGGGAAGUUUUUCUACAUCCGGCGCACCAUCAAUUUCUCUUUUAGCUUGCCUGAGUGCCCAUCUCCUAGAAAAUCUCGAAACAGCCCUCAGCAAUUUGGCAUCUUAUGCAGCACAUUCGUCAAAAGACCGAGGGGCACAAUGGGAGAUGGAAAGUGGACCAGCAGCAAGUGUCGCCAUUCUUGCAAAGGCAGCUGUUUCAGAGGCGCGAUCAGCGCAAUUGGAUCUACGACAGCAGUUACAGGCUGUGAGUAGUAUAGCAUUGGUUUCGCCUCCCGUUUCACACUGGGGUUGA
Messenger RNA from Penicillium samsonianum, 1389 nucleotides. RefSeq names its product Zn(II)2Cys6 transcription factor domain-containing protein. The transcript has a single exon. Gene Ontology annotation, biological process: regulation of DNA-templated transcription. Lineage: Eukaryota; Fungi; Ascomycota; Eurotiomycetes; Eurotiales; Aspergillaceae. Gene Ontology annotation, molecular function: transcription cis-regulatory region binding; DNA-binding transcription factor activity, RNA polymerase II-specific; zinc ion binding. The coding region runs from base 1 to 1389 and encodes 462 amino acids. The record is from RefSeq and is a predicted model, not a curated record. Gene Ontology annotation, cellular component: nucleus.